Messenger RNA from Monopterus albus (swamp eel), 1446 nucleotides. RefSeq names its product SEBOX homeobox (gene sebox). Bases 100 to 1110 code for a protein of 336 amino acids. The transcript is spliced from 3 exons. NCBI's taxonomy places the organism in Eukaryota, Metazoa, Chordata, Actinopteri, Synbranchiformes, Synbranchidae. The record is from RefSeq and is a predicted model, not a curated record. Gene Ontology annotation, molecular function: DNA binding.
UUUACUGGGUGACGGGUGUCGGGGGUGUCCCAUCUUAUCCACGUAUAAGAAGAGGUCAGCUGUCAGCAGCGGUAGACGUGCGUGUCUCUGUGUGGAGUCAUGGCUCUGUUCGUGGACUCGGACUUCUCUUUACUCAAGCAAAACCAGCAGAAAGACUUGGGGGAUUUUAAGGCGCUAUUUGGGGAAGGCGAUAACUGUCAAGAUGUCCUUAGUGGGAGCGCAGUGUCUUCUCCGGACAGAGCCGCUGGUUUGAUGGACGGUCAGAGGAAAAGGAAGAGGACCAUCUUCAGCCGAGCCCAGCUGUCGGAGCUGGAGCAGGCCUUUGCUGUUACCCCGUACCCGGACAUCACCCUGAGGGAGAGACUGGCCGCGCACACGCACCUGCCAGAGAGCAAGAUACAGGUGUGGUUCCAAAACAGAAGAGCCAGAAGUAUAAAGAAUGGUAGCCUCCUUAAGUCCACAAAGCCUGUCCUAGGAGCUAAAGGGGCUGUGGAGCCCUCUCCUGGACUCAUGACCUCCACUUUCCCCACCCCAACCACCCUGGAAGACAUAUUCAGAAAAGAGCUGAACUACCACUGUGAGGAUGCUACACAAAAUUACUCAGACUGGAUCCAAAUCUACAGCAACCCAGCAUCAUCACCUGUAGCAUCUUCCUCAUUGCUCCACCAGCAGCCAACACUGGGCUUCUCAAAACCUUCAGAGCCCUCCUUCUGGGAGCAGAACCACCAUCAGCAGCAGCAGCAUUUGGGAUCAGCACUCCCCAGUUUUCUUCCCGGUUCACUUUCUCAGCCCAUUACCAGGCAGCCUCCCCACCCUGCUUCAUCCUGCUCAUACCAGGCCUUUAGGAACUUCAAACCCCAGAGCUUGACUCCAACCAGGACUCAUCAAGCUGUGUACGGAGGCAGUGCUGCAGGUGGAGGUCAAGGCUCUGUGGACCAGGUAGUCCCUUCCCACCCUCAGCCAGUGCAUUGGGAGGUAACUCAGGGCCAAGGACAUCACCAAUAUCAUUACCGCCACCACCCACAAAUGGGACCUCAAACCUCCAUGGGAUAUAUCUCAGACCUGAUCUACAACGCAGCUAUUGUCACCAACUUCCUGGAAUUCUCAUGACUCUGAAUGUAAAGGAUUAGCUGUUAAAAGUGUUAAAAGUGGAUACUGUUGCAGCUCCCAUUUCUGUCACAUUUCACUUUCUGGGUCUAAAUCUGAUCUUAGUCAUUCAGGAGCUGAUUGUACCUCAAAACAAACAUCUAAUGUACUGAGUUGUAGAGUUUUGUUGUUGGAUUAUCCUUUUUAUGUUUUGUGUUUUUGUAGCAUAUUACCUUACAGACAGGUAAGGUAAUCAAUAUAAUUUGUUACUUAUUAGUUUCUUUGUAAAGUAGAUUUGUUUUAUUGUAAUUGUUUGACUGAAUGAUCUUGUGAAUGCUGCCAUCAUGGCCAGGGCACCAA